This is a messenger RNA of Salvia splendens (bonfire salvia), 915 nucleotides long. RefSeq names its product 2Fe-2S ferredoxin. Gene Ontology annotation, molecular function: 2 iron, 2 sulfur cluster binding; electron transfer activity. The coding region runs from base 159 to 704 and encodes 181 amino acids. NCBI's taxonomy places the organism in Eukaryota, Viridiplantae, Streptophyta, Magnoliopsida, Lamiales, Lamiaceae. The record is from RefSeq and is a predicted model, not a curated record. The transcript has 8 exons. Gene Ontology annotation, biological process: P450-containing electron transport chain. Gene Ontology annotation, cellular component: mitochondrion.
AUUCUAUAAUUCGAAUCUGGUGUUUCUCUUCUCUUCAAUUGACACAUUCCCAUUAAAUCUCUAUACUGCGUAAAAACGACGCCGUCACGCCGUCGGAAUAUCUUCUUGCCGCCGGUGAUCCUCAGCUAUUCGUUAUCUCUCUCUCGGGUUGAAGGAUUAUGUUCUUUUCGAGGUUUUGUAAGCUAGGAGUUCAUGCUAUCAGGAACUUGGAAAAAUCUGCUACUCUAACAGUGAGGACUUCAUACACCCCCAAGGCUCAUAAUCAGUAUUUAGGUUCAUUGAGAAACAAAUUUUUUUGCAGUACAGCACCUAAAGCAAGCUCAGAGCAGAAAAAUGAAGACAAGGAAACAAUAAAUGUGACAUUUUGCGACAAAGAUGGAGAAGAGACGCAUAUAAAGGUCCCAAUUGGAAUGUCGAUGCUAGAAGCUGCACACGAGAAUGACAUAGAACUUGAAGGUGCAUGUGAAGGGUCGCUUGCUUGUUCCACCUGUCAUGUAAUUGUGAUGGAUGUGGACCACUAUAACAAACUAUCUGAGCCAACCGAUGAGGAAAAUGACAUGUUAGAUCUGGCAUUUGGGCUGUCAGAAACAUCUCGUCUAGGUUGUCAAAUCAUCGCCAAACCCGAACUCGACGGACUUCGUUUAGCCAUACCUGCAGCUACACGGAACUUUGCAGUUGAUGGAUUUAAGCCAAAACCUCAUUAGAUCAUACUCUUGCAGAUAGAAGAUGAAAAUAAGUCCCUUCGGGUAGACUGGCAAUUGCUGGUGAACUGUUUCCGAGUGGUUGAUGUUUCGCCGCCUUUCUUUAUGUUGUAUCUCUAGAGAAGGCUAGGCCUCUGAGUAACUAGUGGUGUAAUGAGCGUUAUGUCACAGUAGACGAGAUAAUUCAUUUUUGAAGGAGAGCACAGUUUCAUUU